GGUUGUCAAAUAACUGGCACGUGCGUUUGUUUUGGAGUUUUAUGUUAGCUGUGUACGCGCGUGGUGCCCGAACAUUACUUUUUUAAUAUCAAUCAUUUACAUGUGGGAACAGUUACAAUGACUACCAAAAUCAAAUUAAAAGAAAUAUACGAAGUACAAAAACAAUAUAAAGCUUUCUAUACCGGUGGAUCGGUCCAGUGGAGCUCCGAUGGCAAGGAAAUUUUGUGCCAGAAUUCGGGUACAGUUAGUCUAGUUUCGGUCGAUGAUGACGCUUCUGAGCCUGUAAUUUUCGGAGAAGAUAACGAUGAGGAUAUCAUCUAUACAUUCGCGUUAAGCAAAAACGGAGAAAAUAUAAUUACUGCUCAUCGUUCAGGUUUGCUAAAACUAUGGGAUAAAAACAGCAAGCAGAUUGCUAAGAUGUGGAAAGGAGUCCAUUUAGGGCCAAUAACCAAAUUGGUAUUCAACGAGAAUGAUGCUUUGAUUGCAAGUGGUGGUACCGAUACGACGGUUAGGGUUUGGGAUCCAAUGGAACAGGUGUGCAAAGGAACACUUAGAGGCUGCCAGGGUGUGAUAAAUCUUUUGGUUUUUCAUCCCGAUGAAGCAAGCAAAACGCUUCUGGCUGCAGGAGACGAUGUAAAAAUUAAUGCUUGGAACUACGAAACACGAGAACUUCUCAAAACUUUUUCAGGACACUUUUCGAAAGUCACUGCAGUUUCGUUUUCGAAUGAUAGAAAGUACAUCGUUUCUUCUGGUAGAGAUAAAAUAUUAAUUUUGUGGAACUAUGAAACGCAACAAGCGAUCAAAACUAUUCCCGUGUAUGAGAGCUUGGAAAGCGUCACGGUACUUCCUGCGGAUAUCCACGUUAAUGGGCUGAAGCUAAAAGCUGACAAAGUGUAUGCGGCUUGUGCGGGAGAAGAAGGUGUGAUCAAAAUUUGGGAGAUGACUGAAACUAAAAUUGUUGUAAAGCAAAGCAACAGCCUCGUAACUCGAUCCACAGAAGAAGGAGGACUUGCUAUAACCGAUAUGUUAUUCAAUCAACAAACUUUGCAAAUGGCCAUUGUAACUGCUGAUCAUAAUAUCAUUAUUCAUGAUAUUCAAACGUUUGAAUGUACAAAGCAGUUGUCUGGUUUUAGUGACGAGAUCCUGGAUUUAAUACUGUUUGGGAAAAAGAACCGUUUUCUCGGAAUGGCAACCAACAGUAACGAUUUUAAGGUUUAUGACACGACCUCCAUGAACUGUCAGCUUGUGAAAGGUCACACGGAUAUUGUUUUAUCCCUAUCGGCCAAUAGCCAAUAUAUUCUUUCGUCGUCGAAGGACAAUUCCAUUCGGCUUUGGACUUACGACAUGAACAAAUUUCUUGUACAGUGUGUUGCAAUAGGUCUAAAGCACACCAACGCUGUAGGGAGUGUAGCUUUAAGUAAAAUUUCUGGUAAAUUUUGUGCCAGUGUAAGUCAAGAUAAAUGUCUGAAAGUUUGGAAAAUUCCCAAAGAGUUUAAUGAAACCGUCGAUGAGAAGGAAUUAACUCGGUUGAACUGUUCUCUGACAGAACUGGCACACGAAAAAGAUAUCAAUUGUGUAAGCAUAUCACCCAAUGAUCAGCUGAUUGCGACUGGAUCGCAAGAUAAAAUUGCCAAGCUCUGGGAUGUAACGAAUCUUUCUGUAAUUGGUGUAUUCCGAGGUCACCGUCGAGGAAUUUGGGCCGUUAGGUUUUCACCCGUAGACCAAAUUCUGUUAACUAACGCAGCUGAUUGUUGCAUAAAAUUAUGGUCUCUAACUGACAUGACGUGCCUUAAAACUCUUGAAGGUCACGAAAGCUCUGUUCUGAGAGUGGAAUUUCUCUCCCACGGGAUGCAGCUUGUUUCUGCAGGUGCUGAUGGUUUACUAAAGCUGUGGUCCAUCAAGAGCUCGGAGUGCAUUCAAACGAUGGACAAACAUGAGAGCCGUGUUUGGGCGAUAUGCGUAUCAGAUGAUGAAUCGGUGAUCUUCAGCGGUGGUUCGGAUUCACAGCUAAUCAAGUGGAAAGAUGUCACCGAAGAAAAGCACGAUCGUGAACAAACAAAACGAAACGAAAUGAUGCUACAAGAGCAAGAGCUGACCAAUCUUGUGAACGACAAAAAACUCCUGAAAGCUCUUCGUUUCUCGCUGAAUUUGGACCGACCACUGAUGACACUGAAAAUCAUAACUGCCGUUAUAAAAACACAAGAACAAGGACUCGCCAUCACCGUACGGAAGCUACGUGACGAUCACAAGGAAACAUUGUUGAAACAUGCCAUCGAAUGGAACACCAACAGCAAAAACUGCCGCCCAGCCCAACUAGUUCUGAACAUCUUGUUGCAGGAAAUGCUUUCUGGAAAUUUUCAUGUAUCCGAGCUGAACAAGCAUCUGGAAGCAGCGCUCCCUUACACCGAGCGCCACUUCAAUCGAAUGACCGAGUACGCCAAGGAUCUUAAAUUCAUCGAGUACACACUUCAGUGUAUGCAACCGCAUGCCGUUGCAGGCAAAACCAAUAAACCGCCCACGAUCUAGGAUAAUCCUAGUCAUUCGAA
Molecule: messenger RNA, 2546 nt
Organism: Malaya genurostris
Lineage: Eukaryota; Metazoa; Arthropoda; Insecta; Diptera; Culicidae
Product: transducin beta-like protein 3
Exons: 2
Coding region: 118-2526 (802 amino acids)
Biological process (GO): endonucleolytic cleavage in 5'-ETS of tricistronic rRNA transcript (SSU-rRNA, 5.8S rRNA, LSU-rRNA); endonucleolytic cleavage to generate mature 5'-end of SSU-rRNA from (SSU-rRNA, 5.8S rRNA, LSU-rRNA)
Cellular component (GO): nucleolus; small-subunit processome; 90S preribosome
Molecular function (GO): protein binding; U3 snoRNA binding
Source: RefSeq, a predicted model, not a curated record